Trichobilharzia szidati is the source of this 1236-nucleotide messenger RNA. Lineage: Eukaryota; Metazoa; Platyhelminthes; Trematoda; Strigeidida; Schistosomatidae. The record is from the annotation of a GenBank genome assembly.
AUGCCUUCCGAUGAUUAUGUUACUUACGCUGGCAAAGUGAACAAAGAAUGCGAAAGGUUCAAACCACAUGAAAUGACAUCAGACCAGUUCAAGUGUUUGAUUUUUAUUUGUGGGUUGAAGAACCCUGAAGAUACUGACAUCAGAACUCGACUUCUGUCACUCGUGGAACAAGACCCAAAAAUGACUUUACAAAUGGUGACAGCAGAAUGCCAACGCUUAAUCAACUUGAAGCACGAUACUGCUAUGUUGGAUUGCAAACGACAGUCGUCUGAAUUUGAUUCAGUUAACACAGUGAAAAGUCCUCCGAUCACCGUUAAGCACACAGCACGUCAGUCUCAGAAUUCAGCUAAACCUCCUUCAGUGUGCUGGCACUGUGGUUCGUGGCAUUUUGUCAAGUUCUGUCCUUUCAAGAAACAUAAAUGCCGUAAUUGUCACCGUUUUGGACAUAAAGAGGGUUACUGUACACCACAGAAAAAUUCUUCGGUGAAGAACAGAAGUCGUCAUUUCAAGCCGAAACAAUCUCCUCGAAUACAGACCGUUUUCACAACUUCCAAAGUCAAUUUCGCCAGCAAACGUAAGUACAUUACACUACGCAUUAACGGCAAAUCUAUUCGUCUUCAGUUGGAUACGGCAUCAGAUAUCACUUUAAUUUCCCGAACUACGUGGCGCAAACUUGGGUGCCCACAGAUUCUGCCGACCAAGCAUGUCGCUAAGAAUGCCUCUGGAGAUCUAUUGAAACUCGUGGGUGAGAUAAAUUGCCAGGUUCAGUUUGGUGAGCAACAGUUCAAUGGUGUAUGUUAUGUCACAAACUACCAUGAUUUGAAUUUGCUUGGUCUUGACUGGUUAGACAAGCUCCAUUUCUUCAAUGUACCAUUAAAUUCAGUAUGCUCUAAUGUUUCGUCCUCACCAAAUAAUGUUGUUCCCGCACAUGUAUCUGAUCAGUCUCUCUUGCAACGCCUACGUCAAAAGCACGCCUCUGUUUUCCAGGACAAACUUGGUUGCUGCAAAUUUACCAAAGUACUUAUGCAAAACCGAAGGGGGAGGGAACAACAGAAGAAAUUUUGCACAGAUUCUCACUGCAUUAUCGUACGACGCCAAAUCCUCCCGCAGCCGGAAGCCCGGGACGCAGAUCACAAUCUAUCCAGUACGCGAAAGUCAACUCGACAAAGAAGAGCUCCAAAACCUUUUCAAAUAGAUCCAAAAUGCAAGUCCUACACUUUUAACGGGGGGAGGUGA